AUGCUUGUUUGGACCAUGUGGAAGGCUGGCUUUCGCCAGGGACUUUGGCAUCUCUUUGAGUACUGGGCCGAGGGUUCGUUCCAACAAGUUGAGCCGUAUGGGCUCUUCCAAAUGGACAGCACCUGGUGCAAGGAGGCCGAGCGAGAGGCUUCUGUCCGGCGUAGUCUCUGCUCGUGGUUUCCGCUUCGCUGUCUGCAGAUGGAAGUAGCACUUCUUGGUGGGCCGGUACCUGUGCGGCGAGCACUGCAUCCGGCGUACCAGAAAGUCGCGAAGCUCGUGGACUUCUUGGAGGCGUCCGCGCUUGACAGUCCAGAGGGUGUCCUAGCUGCGUGUGAAGACUUUGCCAAGUACAAAGGGCAAUGGCUCAAGGUGGCAGGCGGAGACAAGGCUGACUUCUGGCAGUAUGAUAUCUGGCGUAUUGUGCGUAUGAUCCGAUCCAUCUCGGGGGACAACGAGGCAGAUCUCGUCGCGCUUGGGGAGAGCCAAGCAACGACGCCGACAAGAGCCUCAAAGCAAAGAGACUUGCUGUCCUCGCCGCUGGCCGAGGUGGAUCCAGGUCUUGUGCGAAUUGAGUCCCCUGGGUAUGACGAGCGCGAGCUGAAUGAGGUGCUGAGCUUCAAUGCCAGCAUCUACGAUCUCACAAUACAGUAUUCUUGCCUGGCCUGCACGAGUUGUGGUGGCGAAGGGCAGGAUUCUACCGUUUUUCUCAAUCUGGUUCUGUUCUUGGGGCUGCAGGUGGGGAAUGUUUUUCUGCAGAUGUUCCUGCUAUUUGAGAUUGAGUUCCUCAUAGCUUUCCCGGCCAUGGAGCACGCACGAGACCUCUAUGACCGCUUCACGGACCGCUGCUAUGGGGAGGACCUCAUGGCUUCAAGCGAGGAUGUGAGCACCCUGUUUCAAUCCUGGGAUGGCACUGCCAAAGCAGAGCUUUGCCAGUUUCCUCUGACGAACCCAACGUUUUUCUUCAUGGUGAUUCUGAUUUGGACCUUCUUCUUGGGACAUGAGCUGAAGCAGACCGUUUACUUCUUCUGGCACACCAUCCGGCUUCAGCGGCCAGCUGAAGGAUGGGUGUACAUUCUUGACCAUCAAGACCAAAGUCAAUUUGUGAUCACGCACAUGAAUGGAAUGCUCAAGUUCUGGAUAGCAUUCAUCGUAUUUCUGCCCAAGUUCAUCAUUGCGAUCGUCCUCUGGUACGUAGGUGCACGCUGGCUGACAGCCACGCCGGGGGUGGACAACUUAAUGUUGAACUCUUUGGCCCUGACGUUCAUCUGUGAGCUAGACGAGCUGAUCUUUCGCACUUGCACCUCCGAGAACAUCAAGGCUUGCCUGGAGCGGACGAAGCUUCCGAUGGCCCCACUGCCGGCGGGACCUUCGAAGGCCGGUGCCGUUGAGACUGCUGUCACUGUCGUGGGCUGCUUUGCCUUGGCUUUCCU
Messenger RNA from Symbiodinium natans, 1430 nucleotides. The record is from the annotation of a GenBank genome assembly. Lineage: Eukaryota; Dinophyceae; Suessiales; Symbiodiniaceae.